Molecule: messenger RNA, 5277 nt
Organism: Capra hircus (goat)
Lineage: Eukaryota; Metazoa; Chordata; Mammalia; Artiodactyla; Bovidae
Gene: NEK10
Product: NIMA related kinase 10
Exons: 38
Coding region: 136-3657 (1173 amino acids)
Biological process (GO): protein phosphorylation
Molecular function (GO): ATP binding; protein serine/threonine kinase activity
Source: RefSeq, a predicted model, not a curated record
GACAGGCCCCCGAGCCAGAGCAGCGUGACCGCCGCAGACACGAUGAGAUGCGCCUCGGCCUGAAGGAGGGGCCCUCCCUCGGGCGUUUACUUUGAAAGGAAUGCGAUGUUAAUUCUGGGGCAUUGAUGGUUUACAAUGCCUGAUCAAGACAAAAAAGUGAAGGCCACUGAAAAAUCAACUGAUAAAAAACAGCAAGGAGUCACCACCAGGGACUAUUCAGAUCUUAAAAGACUUCUGUGCCUUUUGAACGUUCAAUCAAGCAAGCAACAGCUUCCAGCUAUUAACUUCGAUAGCGCCCAGAACAGCAUGAUGAAGUCUGAGCCUGCCAUCAGGGCAGGUGGGCACAGAGCUCGAGGUCGGUGGCAUGAGUCCACAGAAGCUGUUGAACUGGAAAAUUUUAGUAUUAACUACAAGAAUGAGAGAAAUUUCAGCAAACAUUCCCAGCAUAAACUAUUUCAGGAGAUAUUUACAGCCUUGGUGAAAAAUAGACUCAUAUGCAGAGAGUGGGUUGAUCGCGCUCCAUCUCUUCAUUUUCUGAGAGUGUUAAUUUGUCUGAGACUCCUGAUGAGGGAUCCAUGUUAUCAGGAAAUACUUCAUAGCUUGGGUGGAAUUGAAAACCUAGCUCAGUACAUGGAGAUCGUGGCGCACGGGUACCUCGGAUACGGGGAGGCGCAGCACAGCGUGGACAAGCUGGUCAACAUGACGUAUAUAUUUCAAAAACUUGCUGCUGUCAGAGACCAAAGAGAAUGGGUCACCACAAGCGGAGCUCACAAGACAUUAGUAAACUUGCUCAGUGCCCGAGAUACGAAUGUUCUCUUGGGUGCCCUUCUGGCUCUGGCUAGUUUAGCUGAAAGUCCAGAGUGUAGGGAGAAGAUAAGUGAGCUCAACAUUGUAGAAAACCUGCUGACAAUUUUACAUGAAUAUGACUUGCUUUCCAAAAGGCUGACAGCCGAGCUGCUGCGCCUGCUCUGUGCCGAGCGCCAGGUGAGAGAGCAGGUGAAGCUCUACGAGGGGGUCCCUGUCCUGCUCAGCCUGCUGCACUCAGACCACCUGAAGCUGCUAUGGAGUGUCGUCUGGAUUCUGGUGCAGAUUUGCGAGGACCCAGAGACCAGCGUGGAAAUCCGCAUUUGGGGUGGCAUCAAGCAACUUCUUCAUAUUUUACGAGGAGACAGAAAUUUUGUUUCUGAUCGUUCCUCCAUUGGAAGUCUGUCUAGUGCCAAUGCGGCUGGCCGAAUCCAGCAGCUUCAUUUGUCAGAAGAUUUAAGCCCUCGGGAAAUACAAGAAAAUACUUUCUCUCUUCAAGCAGCCUGCUGUGCGGCCCUCACGGAGCUGGUGCUGGACGACAGCAACGCCCACCAGGUGGUGCAGGAAAAUGGUAUAUAUACAAUAGCAAAAUUAAUUUUACCAAACAAACAAAAGAAUGCUGCAAAAACUAAUCUAUUACAGUGUUACGCAUUCAGAGCCUUGAGGUUUCUCUUCAGCAUGGAAAGAAACAGACCACUCUUUAAAAGACUUUUCCCCACCGACCUGUUUGAGACCUUCAUUGAUAUAGGACAUUAUGUUCGUGAUAUCAGUGCUUAUGAAGAAUUAGUAUCAAAGUUGAAUUUAUUAGUGGAGGAUGAACUGAAGCAAAUUGCUGAAAAUGUUGAAAGCAUUAAUCAGAAUAAAGCUCCUUCGAAAUAUAUAGGCAACUAUGCGAUUUUGGAUCAUCUCGGCAGUGGAGCUUUUGGCUGUGUUUACAAGGUUAGAAAGCGCAGUGGUCAAAAUCUGUUAGCAAUGAAAGAGGUCAAUUUACAUAACCCAGCUUUUGGAAAAGAUAAAAAAGACCGAGACAGCAGUGUAAGGAAUAUUGUUUCUGAAUUAACCAUAAUUAAAGAGCAGCUUUAUCAUCCAAACGUUGUACGCUAUUAUAAAACAUUUCUGGAAAAUGAUAGGCUGUAUAUAGUUAUGGAACUUAUAGAAGGGGCCCCUCUUGGAGAGCAUUUCAGUUCUUUGAAGGAAAAACGACAUCAUUUUGCUGAAGAGAGACUAUGGAAAAUAUUCACACAGCUGUGCUUGGCUCUUCGGUACUUGCACAAGGAGAAGAGGAUCAUCCAUAGAGACCUGACGCCGAACAACAUCAUGCUGGGGGACAAGGACAGAGUGACCGUCACUGACUUUGGCCUGGCAAAGCAAAAACAAGAAAGCAGUAGACUUACGUCUGUUGUAGGAACAAUUCUGUAUUCCUGCCCGGAGGUGCUGAAGAGCGAGCCGUACGGGGAAAAGGCAGACGUGUGGGCAGCAGGCUGCAUCCUUUACCAGAUGGCGACCCUGGACCCUCCCUUCUACAGCACCAACAUGCUCUCCCUGGCCACAAAGAUAGUGGAGGCGGUAUAUGAACCAGUGCCAGAAGGCAUCUACUCUGAAAAAGUGAUCACUACCAUCAGCAGAUGCCUCACUCCAGAUGCAGAAACCCGCCCAGAUAUUGUAGAAGUCAGCUCCAUGAUAUCAGAUAUCAUGAUGAAGUAUGUAGACAAUUUAUCCGCAUCCCAGCUUGCCUUGGAGAAGAAGCUGGAACGGGAACGGAGGCGCACACAGAGGUAUUUUAUGGAAGCCAACCGGAACGCAAUCACGUGUCAGCAGGAGCCGACUCUGCUGUCUCAGGAAACCUUUGAGAAGGCAAGCUUGAGUAGCAGCAGCAGUGGAGCAGGAAGCCUGAAAAGUGAACUUUCAGAAAUCACAGACCUCCCUGCUGAAGGCUUCCAGGCACCAUGUGGUAAGGAUGAAGACCGGACCUGUGAUGGACUCUUGUCAGAUGAUAACUUCAACUUGGAAAAUAUUGAGAAAGAUAUAUAUUCAGAGCUUGAUGAUGAAUUGGACAUUUCGGAUAACUUUAGCAGCUCCAGCUCAAGCCCUUUGAAGGAAUCGACAUUCAGCACUUUAAAAAGAAGUUUUAGUGCUUCAGGAGGAGAAAGACAAUCCCAAGCUAGAGACUUCACUGGUGGAAUAGGAUCCAGACUGAGACCAGCUUUGCUGCCUCUUGACCUGCUUCUGAAAGUGCCACCCCUCCUGCUCAGUGCCCACGUUAAGGAGGUAGAGGCUGAGUUAGUGACGGGGUGGCAGUCCCACAGUCUUCCCACUGUGAUUCUCCACAGUCUCAAAGACCAUGGGCCCCAGGGAUUUUUUUUUUUACCCACAGCAUCUGCAGGAAUUGCUGUGUCACAGAGGAAAGUACGUCAGAUCAGUGAUCCUAUUCAGCAGAUCCUAAUCCAGCUGCACAAAGUCAUCUACAUCACUCAACUUCCUCCAGCUUUGCACCACAACUUGAAAAGAAGGAUUAUAGAGAGAUUCAAGAAAUCCCUCUUCAGCCAGCAGAGUAACCCUUGUAAUUUGAAAUCUGAAAUUAAAAAGUUAUCUCAAGGAUCUCCAGAACCAAUUGAACCCAGCUUUUUCACAGCAGAUUACCACUUAUUGCAUCAUUCAUUGGGUGGAAACAGCUUGUCCUCAAAUGACCCAACAGGUCUACCCUCUAGCUUUGAUUUGGAGGAGGGGAUAACAUAUGAACAGAUGCAGACUGUGAUUGAAGAAGUCCUAGAGGAAAGUGGCUAUUACAAUUUUACUUCUAACAGGUAUCACUCCUAUCCAUGGAGGACCAAGAAUUAUCCAACCAAAAGAUGAAAGUAUUGCACUUUAAAUGGACCUGGUUUUCCCAGUGAAGGUCAAGUUCUGGACUGAAAGCUCUACUGGAAAGAUGCCCAAGGAUUGGGUGAUACUCCAAGAGUAUGGAAGAGAAAAGAUCAGUAUGCCACAGUGCCUGCGGGACCUCUUUCUGGAGAUCCAGUGCUUGAGGCUGCCUCCUUGGGGUACACAGAUACAGGAUAGUGGGGCUUCCAGUGUACUCCUGGGAGAAACUGCUCGAGUAUUCAUCUAUGAGAAAAAAAGUCGCUCCUUGACUUUCCUCCAAGUUAAAAACAAAACAAAACAAUGACAUAUUUUUCAAAGAAAUACUUUUUACUUAGAAUUGCUAAAACUGUUUAAAGGCACCUAGCUUUCUAUGUAUAAAAGACAGUUAUAGAUAAAGACAAUUAUAGAACUCAGAACAGUAAUAUUGGGUAAUUCACUGUCUCCAUCAAUUUUUUAAUUGUAAAAGAAAUUCAGAAUAUGUGAUUGAAAUAUUGUGUAGUUUUAUUUGUUUGUUUUACUGAAAGGAUUGCUUUUCCCUUAACCAUGUGGGUGCUAGUGAUCUUGAACCAUGAUAUAGUGUGGACAGUAUUUGUGACCUUGCAUGGCCUCUGGGAAUACCUGUCAGAUUGUCAGAUUUAAGUUAGACCAGUAGGAUGUAUGGAUGUACAGUAUGUGUACGUGUGUGUGUGUGUGUGUGUGUGUGUGUGUGUGUAGGGGUAAGACGGAGGUUUAGAUUAGGCUAAUGCUUUGCUGCUAAUCACACUCAUAGUGUCUUUAGAGCACUUUGAAGAGUCAUAGAAUCUAUGAAAGAGAUGUAAUAUUGCAUAUUCUAAGUCUCUAGCUAAAAUUACCUAUAUUGCUUUUAACUUUUUAUUGUUUGAGAAUUUGAAAUGAAAAUACGUUAUAUAAUAAAAUAUACGUUUCUUUUUUAUUCAUUGAGAUGUCUCUAGAAAAGAGAACUCAGAAUGCCAAAACAGUGUCCCAUUCCUGUGUGGGGAUAAUUUAUGGGGAAAAUUCUCAUAGAUUCUUACGGGGCUAAAAAGUCUCUUCUACUGACUUCUUAUAACUGGUGUAACGUCAACAAAUUAUCAUCAAGUCAGACUAUGCUUCUAACUAUUUAAGGAAUUUUUUAGUUAAUCAAUUUGUUCAGUGUCUUUGUCUGUCCUGGGUCUUCACUGCUGCACUCAGUCCUUCUCUAGCUGCAGCAAGUAGGGACUACUCUCUAGUUGUGGUGCACAGGCUUUUCAUUGCAGUGGCUUCUCUUGUUGCAGGGCAUGGGUUCUAGGGCACGGGAGCUUCGGUAGUUUCAGCUCACUGGCUCUAUAGUGUGGACUCAGCAGUUGUGGUACCUGGGCUUAGUUGCUCCAUGAUCUUCUUGGACUAGGAAUCCAAUCAGUGUCCCCUGCAUUGCAACGUGGUCUCUUAACCACUGGACCACAAAAGAAGCUCUUCAAGGAAUGUUUUAAAUCUAAAUAAUUAGUCAUCUAAAGCUGGAAUUAUGCUUUUUAUUUACUCCUAAAUUCUAGCUUCCCUGAUGGCAUAGACGGUAAAGAGUCUGCCUGCAAUGCGGGAGACCCGGGUUCAAUCCCUUGAUCAGGAAGAUACCCUGGAGUA